AUGUCCUUCAUUCCAAAGGGAAUCAAGCUCAACCUCUCCGACGGCGCCACCGUAUUCACCGAAGUCGUGACCGACGAAGACGACGCCCACACCUCCCUCUACGUCCUGCUCGAGGACAUGAUCCAGCGCCGCAACAUGCUGGUCGGCUUCGCCACCGAGUGGAACCUCUGCAGAUCGGGAACCGCCGGGCUCGACCACCCGAUCGUGAUGCUCAAAUUCUACACGGAGCUAGGCUGCAUCCUGGUGCGGCUGAAACCGGGCGCCGGAUCCGUCUCGCCGUCCCUCCGGCAGUUCAUGGCCUUCAAGGACGCCAUAUUCGCGGGCGUCCACAUCAAGGAGGACCUGGAGAAACUGCGGCGGGAGUACGGGAUCGUGGUGGGGAACGCGGUGGAGCUGAGUGAGCUAGCCGCGGCCGUGAUGAGGAAGCCGGCGUUGGCGGCGUACGGGGCGAGGGAGCUGGCCGGUAAAGUUGGGAAUAGGAAGAAGAAGGAGCUGGAUCCGAAGCCGAUGACGGUGAUCUGGUCCAACUGGUGCGAAGGAGCUCUGAGCAUGGAGCAGAUCGAGAGUGCGACCGUUGAUGCCUAUGCCGCGUACCGAGUUGGGGAAACGAUGUUAAGCUGCGGUAGUUAA
This is a messenger RNA of Linum tenue, 630 nucleotides long. Lineage: Eukaryota; Viridiplantae; Streptophyta; Magnoliopsida; Malpighiales; Linaceae. The record is from the annotation of a GenBank genome assembly.